Messenger RNA from Neogale vison (American mink), 354 nucleotides. RefSeq names its product 60S ribosomal protein L31-like. NCBI's taxonomy places the organism in Eukaryota, Metazoa, Chordata, Mammalia, Carnivora, Mustelidae. Gene Ontology annotation, molecular function: structural constituent of ribosome. The record is from RefSeq and is a predicted model, not a curated record. Gene Ontology annotation, biological process: cytoplasmic translation. Gene Ontology annotation, cellular component: ribosome; cytosolic large ribosomal subunit. The transcript has a single exon. Bases 1 to 354 code for a protein of 117 amino acids.
AUGAAGAAGGGCCGUUCUGUCAUCGACGAGGUAGUGACCAGAGAAUACAUCAUCCACAUUCACAGGCACAUCUGUGCGGUGGGUUUCAAGAAGUGUGCCCCUCGGGCCCUCAGAGAGAUCAGGAAACUUGCCAUGAAGGAGAUGGGAAGUCCAGAUGUGUGCAUUGACACCAGGCUCAACGAAGCUGUCUGGGCCACAGGAAUCAGGAAUGCUCCAUACUGUAUCCAUGUGUGGUUGUCCAGAAAACAUAAUGAGGAUAAAGGUUCACCAAACAAGCUCUAUACAUUGGCUAUGUAUGUACCUGCCACCACUUUCAAAAAUCUGCAGUUGAUGUGGAUGAGAAGCAAUCACUGA